Molecule: messenger RNA, 3615 nt
Organism: Purpureocillium lilacinum
Lineage: Eukaryota; Fungi; Ascomycota; Sordariomycetes; Hypocreales; Ophiocordycipitaceae
Cellular component (GO): cytoplasm
Molecular function (GO): ATPase inhibitor activity; protein-folding chaperone binding
Source: RefSeq, a predicted model, not a curated record
AUGCUAGGGCGGCUCCUCCAUUUGGGCUCCGGAGGGUCGGCUACCCCCCAAGCCGCUACGAGCAGCAGCAGCAGCACGCCUCGGCCGGCCCUCCCACUUGAGUCUGUCCAGGAGGACAUUCACACGCGAAAUCUCCUAUUUCCGGACGCACAGGCACUGUACCAGCACCGCAAUGACCAAGUGUUUGAUUUGUCUUCGGCGCCAGCGACGCCAUCUGCUGCGGCCGCCAACUCGUACGACGUGAGCGAAGAUUUUGAGCUUGACUCUCGCGAUGUCCGCGUCAUCAUUCUCCAAGAUGCUCUGGGACCCACGAACGCCUCCCUCCUGUACGAUAGCCACCUGCCCCCGGAACAGGCGGCUGAACGAUCUCCCGCUCGCCAGGACCCGAGAAGAACCCCCCUGUCACCGCGCAAAACAAGCCUCAGCCAGUCGUCCCGGCCACUCGUGAUCCAACCAGACAGCCCCCAGCCUCGUCAGGGUGCGUUUGAUCGCCGAGCGUCAGUCCAUGGCAGGAGUCAAAGCUAUGCAGAGACUGAUGCGCAGCGAGUUGCCCGCGAGUAUCGCGAGGAGCUUGCGACGUUCUCGAGCUGCAUAUUUGGUAACUCGGAGCUGAUGGCCUACAAGGGAACAUCAACAAAAGUUCAUGUCGUUCCCAGCGAUACCCGUCCAGCCGAAUACUCCGCAUCUGCUUUUGGGGAUGGACGGAGCUCCAUCGGCCGCUCGAGCGGCCGCUCGAGUAAGUUGUCACAGUCUUUCUCCUCGCAGACUGUCUCGCCGACAAUCGGUCCUCCACUCCCACCAACCGGCUACUCGCGACAGAGUGACAAGAAGAAAGUCCUCAUCACAAGACUGUUCCCUGUCAACCUGACUGCUGAGGAUGCCGAUGCCAACGUUACACCACAGAGCCGGUUCUCGGACGACAAUAGUGGCUUCCCAUUUCCGUCCGCUGGGGAUGACUCGGCGUCUGGUAAGAAGAAGAAGCCACAACCUAAGCAGAGGCGAACUCCCAUGUACGCCGUCGUGUUGGUGGUGCAGCUGCCCCGUGCGUCAUCACGGAUGUCAUCGGCCGCCCCGGCGAGAUCCGCAUUCCGUGAGUCAGGGUCGUAUAACGACCAAGACUUUUUCUCUUCUUCCUACAACUCGACUAAGGCCGGUUGGAACAUGACUGGCUCUGGUAAUUACGGCGACAUAACCGACUCGUCCUAUUCUAUCGACUUUGAGGACCGAAUCGACUGGCUUACCCAGCACUGGGACAUCAUCAUGCGAACCUUGACUCACCUUCAGUCUGUGGCCGCCACGACCAUCCACGGCAUGCUUAAGCAAGCUGACAUUGCCUCGCCUGGCCCGUACUCUACCUCGGCAGCCUCGAAUUUGAUUUCUCGGACUCCUUCGCUAUCCGACAGAAGGGGCAAUGACACCCACCGAGCCAAGCCACACAAGAGCACAACCAAGCUUGUCUCGUUGGCCCCCACCUGUCUCAACAGCGACGUCAACAUUGCGCACGAGGCAGGACUGGCGAGGACUAGAGUAGUCCUGGGGCUCAGCGCCUCUAGGGUUGUCACUGGACAGGGCCGAUGGGGCAUCUGGCGUGAUGAAGCAAUAUGGACGUCGCAUUGGCUUUCAUCACCGGAGAAAGGCCAGUUCUUCUAUAACCUUCUGACAGGGUUCCUGGCUACCCAUACCGACUGGUUACAGGCCCUUUGCGGACCUGCUUUCAGCAAGAGAGCCGCAACGGCCAGACGGAACCGAAAUGAAGAGGACCUCUCGCUGCCAGCACGAACCAUUGUUGUGUCUGAUGACAAGAUGGCUGCGCGCAGGUUGAUCUUCCUUCUUUCGGCGUUUUUGCCGGCAAGCCAACAAGUCUCGCCCGCGAGGCCACACCGGCCGAGCACGUCCGCAUCAUUGGGGGGCUACUCCAACUCGCCUCCAACGUUCAUCGUGCCCAUCCUUCGCGAGGAGUCUCUUCGCCGCAAGAUCAACCGGCGCAGCGGCCUGCGGCGCGCAUCUCACUCGAGGACCGCCAGCCAAAGCACACGAACUUCCGGUGUUCCCUCGCAGCUUGCUCACCUGACGCUUGAUCGAAAUCAACAUCAGCGACGUGCCUCGGAUGCAGCGUCGAUCCGGACUACAAACAUCCCCAUGCCCGGCCAAGAUUUCGUGAAUCGCAAGAGCAGUGCCGCGACAACCGCCACGAUUGUACCGGAAGCCACGACGCCGCACUUUGCAACUGCUCAGCAGCAGCGCGAUAACCAUAGAAGACGUCGCCCUGGCAGUAGCGGCAGUGUUGCAGCAGACGACUUGAAGCGUUCUCUAAAACGCGUUGAGAGUAGCGGCCAGGCGACGUCGGCCAGCUCACGGCCCACGAGCCAAGGGUUGAAAUGGGGUAGCUUGGUGAGUGGGCUAUGGAACGCGCGCCGAAGGGAGUCCAUCGACAGCGGCACAUACAGUCAGGGAAGUGACCUUCGGUCGCCGAUCAAGACUACUUUUGGUCGCCCUGACAAGCUGUCUGAGAUGGUCCGGGAGGUCUCGCCUGCUGAAGAGUCAGCUGAGGCGACAUCCCGUCAAGUGUCUCAGCCGUUCGAUGCACGCAAUUUCGGUCCCGCUUCAGAUGACUUGAGGAGAGGCAGAGCGUCGUUUUCGCAGGUGGAGAGGACCCCAGACCCGUCUGGCGCAUUCGAGUCCCCUGUCAAGACGUCUAUCAACGCCGAGGAUGGGGUGAUAGACGUUGACGUCCCAUUUCCAGAUUUUAUCGCGUCGUAUGAAUCGGCUAUCAGCUCGCCAUCCAGCAGUGGCUACCUAUCGACUCCGGGAAUGCCCAGCGGUUUGGAGACUUUUGAGCAGUCGGCGCGAUUUGCCAUUGAGGGCGAUCUGCCGCUUAAUGCCGCUGGAUGGCUGAACCGCUUCCACCCGGACUUCGCGCUCCAGGCUCUCCCCCCACAAGAUAACUUGCUUGAUAAGGUGAAGGCGGCUCUUCAAGCGGAGCCAACACCUGCACCUGAUUUCCCGGUCGGUAACAGUCAGUCUGAGCGCUGGGUCGACGUCAGCGCGGUCGUCAUCGCAGACACGACGACAAAUUCUGUCAAGCGUUAUGUCUACCGUCGACUGGUCAAACCCAAAGCCACGAUAGACAGGAUUUCCGGAAACACUGUCGUGCCUGGCCACAACGGGUCUGUGCUCCUGACGCCAUCUGUUCUCCCGUACGAGCAUCAACUGGAAGAGGAGUGGCUGGACGAUGACAUUUUUGUUGCCGAUGAAGCGUUGAAAGAGUCCAUCGAGAAGGUCAUCCACUCGACACCAGACGCCAGCAAAGAAAACUCAGCCCCUUCAUCGCAGGCGCCUAGCGACUUCCGGGGCAGCACUGACAGCGGCAGCACCAUACCUGAUGCACUUUCCGAGGUGACUCAGCUUGCGGAUCAGCCACUGGAUGUACCCAGGGUGCAAUGCAAGACAGUCAUCCUAUCUACGCUUGAGGAGAUGAUUCGGGAAGCCAUCGACAGCCGCGACAUGGACGGUAGUGGUCAAGGACGUAGCAACAGGCACAGCCGGCAGCGUCAGCCCAACGUCUUACGCGAUGCUGUGAGGCAAUGGGUGGCAAACUUGGAUGGCGCAGAAUGA